AUGGCGUUCCCUGAAGAUGUCCUGCACCCAUUGCACAUGUCCCCUCGUGCCCGGCCAACUCCUCGGCUUGUCCUAAGCUCUUGGGUCCUCAUCCCCAGGAACCCUUCUCUGAGUCUCCUGAGCCUGGCAGCCUUCCGGGCUACAGGGACCCUGCAGUGUUUUAUUGAUCUCUGUGCCUGUGGUGCCAGGCAGAGUGCCCAGUACACAGAAGCUCAUACCACGUGUGUAACCAACCUGAGCUGGCUGAGUUACGGGGCCUUGAAGGGUGACGGGACCCUAAUCUUCGUCAACGCCACGGGCGCUGUGCUUCAGACCCUGUAUAUCUCGGUGUAUCUGCACUACUGCCCUCGGAAGCGUCCCAUGCUCCUACAGACCGCGACCCUGCUGGGGGUCCUUGUCCUGGGUUUCGGCUACUUUUGGCUCCUGGUGCCCAGCCCGGAGGCCCGGCUUCAGCAGCUGGGUCUCUUCUGCAGUACCUUCACCAUCAGUAUGUACCUGUCACCACUGGCCGACUUGGCCAAGGUCAUUCAGACUAAAUCAACCCAACGCCUCUCCUUCUCACUCACCAUUGCCACCCUCCUCACCUCUGCCUCCUGGACCCUCUAUGGGUUUCAGCUACGCGACCCCUACAUCAUGGUGCCCAACCUUCCGGGGAUCCUCACCAGCUUCAUUCGCCUCUGGCUUUUCUGGAAGUACUCCCAGGGGCAAGACAGGAACUAUCCGCUCCUGCAAACCUGA
This is a messenger RNA of Puma concolor (puma), 738 nucleotides long. Lineage: Eukaryota; Metazoa; Chordata; Mammalia; Carnivora; Felidae. The record is from RefSeq and is a predicted model, not a curated record.